UUCAUGACAAUAAAAAGUUGACCAACAAUAUCUGUCAAAAAUGAAACGACCGAUCGAUGCGGUUAUUGAAGACGUAAUUAUGGAACCGUCUAAGAUUCAACCGAUUAUUGUUAACUUUCAAAAUGGAGCACUUAAAGAUGAGGAAGCCAAAAAGAUGUCAUGUGGUGUAUUUUAUGAUCAGAAGAAAAAGAAAACCACACUGGCUUUGUCAAAUGGACAGAUUGUUUACAAAGGUUAUAAACCUGAUAUGGACCAAGACAUGAUGCAUACUAUGCUUGUGGUUCAUAACAGAAAAACAGGAAAAGUGAGACUAGUUCAAGUUGAAAGAUGGCAAGUGACUGCAGUGUUGGAUAAACCAGUAGUGGAAGACAAUAUGGCAGAUGAAGCAAAGAUUGCUAUGUUAAAUAAACAGUUUGGUUCAAAGAGAGUAAAGCGAAGAACAGAACAGCAUGAGAGAUUACAAAUGAAUGUAGAGCAUAUUAAAGAGCAACUCAAAGAUACUGUAACUGAUGUUGAAAUUGAUAGAACAGAGUUAUCGAUAGAAUUACCAGAAAAUGAAUAUAUUACAAAUACUGCUUUACCAGAAUGCAAUAGAAAUGCAAAUACACCAAAUGAUGUAUAUAAUAUAUAUGAUAUUAUACCAAAAAACAAACUGAAAACUAUGUAUGAUUAUGCUGCAGAUAUUUUAAAUGAUAGUUCUAAUACUUCAGAAGGGAAAACCACAUUCUUCAAUCAGACAUUAAAGUAUUUAAAGUUUGAAGGGGACAGUGUGAAAAAAAUUGCAUUGUUACUUUACGUUCAAGGAGUUGCGUCGUGGAUGAACACGCCGUACAAAGAUGCUAAGAAACGAAUUAUCGAUGUUUGUCCAGCUUCUGAAGAAAUUAACUUGUAUAUAUUAGAUACAUAUAGUGUUCCAAGUACUCAUGGACGGAUGAGACCAAACAGCGUAAAAGACAAAGGAGUGAUACAUUGUAUGAUUUUGUCUCUGAUAAUUUAUAAUUUCACGUUGGAUCUGGAAUUAUUCGCGUCAAUAUUCAGUCAUCGUUUGGGUUUGAGAAAAUUGGUGGAUUUCGCCAAAAUUGUCGGUGCUGUACCCACUAAGGAGAACAAAAAAAUAAUACAACUGAAAAUUCCAUUACCAGCACCGUUGGCUAUUGUAAGACGGGGAAAAAAGAAAUCGUUUUAA
This is a messenger RNA of Habropoda laboriosa, 1186 nucleotides long. RefSeq lists its product as uncharacterized. The transcript is spliced from 5 exons. Lineage: Eukaryota; Metazoa; Arthropoda; Insecta; Hymenoptera; Apidae. The coding region runs from base 41 to 1186 and encodes 381 amino acids. The record is from RefSeq and is a predicted model, not a curated record. Gene Ontology annotation, cellular component: RNA polymerase I complex. Gene Ontology annotation, biological process: transcription elongation by RNA polymerase I; RNA polymerase I preinitiation complex assembly; nucleolar large rRNA transcription by RNA polymerase I. Gene Ontology annotation, molecular function: DNA binding.